GAAAAAAAGCUUUUUUGAAAAAGAAAUUCUCACAGGAAAUAUGUUAUGCCCGUUGAAAUUUUGAGCAAAGAAGCAGUAUAAUCCGGGUGUAAAAGAGAAUACUAUACUUAUUUUCUUGCUUUCUCACCCGGCGAUUUUGAUUUUUAACUCCGUUUCAGGCUUUGAUCGGGGAGGGAGUUCUACUCAAUUGCUCCACUGGGAGACUCUAUUUAUAUUCUCGAAAUUAAUCGUUCAGUUUCCGUGUGAGAUUUUAACUGGAAUUUGGGCCUUUUGAAAUCUCUGUAUAAUAAAAGAUUUGAUUUUUAUGUUUUUUUAAGAUUUUUUUGAUGCUGAAUCAUCUCUGGUUGCUGGGGUUUUUGUCGUCACCAUAAUCAAUUCUGGUGAAGCUUUGAUGAUACUGAUGAUGAUGGUUCAUUGGAAGUAACACAAGCAGACCGAAUGAACCUUGAGAGAAGUGCCUCAGCUGGGAUGCCAAGCUUCAUUUCCCGAACAACACCAGUUUCCAACCCUAUGGCUACUGAAGGGAAUGCAAAUGGUGCUGCACAUACUUCUCAAAUGAUGAAUUUUGGGAUGCUUGAGCAAUAUCUUGGAUUCCGUAUUGCAGAUAGUUCUAAUGCUGGUCUAAGCCCCGUUUUAAAUCCUACGCUUGCUAGUAACCCAUCAGCCGUAGCCGGUGGGUCUGGAAUACUCAACAACAAGGAUAUUGCCUCUUCAAUCAAUAGGUUGUCUGCUGUGGCAGCGAUGCAUGCAUCUAUGGGAGUGCAGAGGAAUCAAGUUCACGGGUCUGGCAGUUCAAAUCAGGAUAAUUGGGCAGAGUCUAACAUGGCGGAUUCUAGCUCCCACACCGAUACUUCUACUGAUAUGGAUGGAGAUGACAAAAAUAGACAUCUUGAAAUGGGUGGUCAAUACAUGGGUGUUGCAGCUUCUGAUUCCAGUGAUAAAUCAAAAGAAAAGAAUUUGGAUCAAAAGACAUUAAGAAGACUUGCACAGAACCGUGAAGCUGCAAGAAAAAGCCGAUUGAGAAAGAAAGCAUAUGUUCAACAGCUGGAGAAUAGCAGAAUGAAGCUAACACAGUUAGAACAAGAGCUUAAGCAAGCACGACAGCAGGGCAUAUUCAUUUCAAGCAUGGGUGAUCAGUCCCAUGGAGUAGGAUCUAAUGGAGCUCUGGCUUUUGAUGUAGAAUAUGGACGGUGGUUGGAAGAACAAAACAAGAGAAUUAGUGAAUUAAGGGCAGCAGUCAACUCACACGCAGGUGAUGCUGAGUUGCGGAUCGUUGUGGACAAUGUCACUUCACACUUUGAUGAAGUGUUCAAGCUGAAAGGAAAUGCUGCCAAAUCUGAUGUAUUUCAUGUGCUGUCUGGAAUGUGGAAAUCACCUGCAGAGAGGUGUUUUUUGUGGAUUGGUGGCUUUCGUCCAUCAGAACUUCUUAAGCUUCUGAUGAAGCAAUUGGAGCCGCUGACCGAGCAGCAGAUGGCUGGCAUAUACACACUGCAACAGUCAUCUCAUCAGGCAGAAGAUGCUAUUUCACAAGGAAUGGAGGCAUUGCAACAAUCACUUGCUGAAACAUUGUCAAAUGGCACUUCUGGCCCUGAUGGACAGUCUGGAAAUGUAGCCAAUUACAUGGGUCAAAUGGCAAUGGCCAUGGGAAAACUAGGUACCCUUGAAGGUUUCCUCCGCCAGGCGGACAAGUUGCGGCAACAGACAUUGCAGCAGAUGCACAAUGUACUGACUACUAGACAAUCAGCGCGUGCGCUUCUUGUCAUAAACGAAUAUUUUUCCCGUCUUCGAGCUCUCAGUUCUCUCUGGCGUGCAAGGCCACAAGAGUAAUAAUGUGGUCCUCAACUUUAUGCGGUGAUACCAAAGAUCAUAAUCAACAAAAUGCAGCAAAGUUGCUUUAGAUCAGAACAGCUUCUGUACUUUUCUGAACUUUGUUGUGGUAUAAAGUUAAAGAAUAUAUGUAUCAUAGGUUUAUACCAGAGAUUUCACAUUGUUACAAUAGAGUAUAAAUAUGAUUUGAAGAUGCUAAAAUGUUUUAUUAUAAGCACUGGAAGGAAACAGUAGUUGGCAUAGCUGCAGAUAAGUGUAGAGACACCAGACAAAGGCUCUGUUAAUUGGUUUCC
Messenger RNA from Cuscuta campestris, 2120 nucleotides. The record is from the annotation of a GenBank genome assembly. Lineage: Eukaryota; Viridiplantae; Streptophyta; Magnoliopsida; Solanales; Convolvulaceae.